Molecule: messenger RNA, 775 nt
Organism: Actinia tenebrosa (Australian red waratah sea anemone)
Lineage: Eukaryota; Metazoa; Cnidaria; Anthozoa; Actiniaria; Actiniidae
Product: scm-like with four MBT domains protein 1
Biological process (GO): negative regulation of DNA-templated transcription
Cellular component (GO): nucleus
Molecular function (GO): histone binding; chromatin binding
Source: RefSeq, a predicted model, not a curated record
AUCGAUGUCACAACACCAAACAGUACCACCAAACAAGUCGCACCCAAAGAACGAAACCAAAAACAAAAACAACCUAUAAAGAAAACACCACCACCUAUCGAUGUCACAACACCAAACAGUACUACAAAGCAAGUCACACCAAAAGUACAGAAUCCAAAACAUCGACUUAGAAAGAAGACACCGCCAUUAUCUCAUAAUGACCAUCAGUCAACCAGUACGUGUCUUGAUCAUGAYGAUGAGGACGACGUUAUGGGCAAGAUUCCCGAAGGUCAUAUUCGUACGUGGUCUACUGCUGAUGUAGUCGAGUUUAUUAGCCCAAGGGACUGUAAGAAGUUUGCUGAUGUCUUCCUUGAGCAGGAAGUCGAUGGUAAGGCUCUUAUGCUUCUGUCAUUGGAUGACAUACAUAAAGUCCUUGGUGUGACGCUGGGUCCAGCUAUCAAGCUACACGAUGACGUCCAGAAACUACGCAGAAGAUCAAGAUAGGCUCUAAUAUCAUCUAAUAUUACAACAAACGCCUUGUUUUGGGUCCAACUAUCAAGCUACACGAUGACGUCCAGAAACUAUGCAGAAGAUCAAGAUAGGCUCUAAUAUCCUCUAAUAUUACAACAAACGCCUUGUUUUGGGUCCAGCUAUCAAGCUACACGAUGACAUCCUGACAAACUACGGCAGAAGAUCAAGAUAGACUCUAAUAUCCUCUAAUGCUACAACAAACAGCUUGUUUUAGAAAGGCCAUUUGCCUAGUCAAUUUGAAGAUGUUCAGUGGGAAUAGUCAUAA